Messenger RNA from Manis pentadactyla (Chinese pangolin), 7093 nucleotides. RefSeq names its product CBFA2/RUNX1 partner transcriptional co-repressor 2 (gene CBFA2T2). Gene Ontology annotation, cellular component: nucleus. Gene Ontology annotation, biological process: negative regulation of DNA-templated transcription; DNA-templated transcription. Gene Ontology annotation, molecular function: transcription corepressor activity. The record is from RefSeq and is a predicted model, not a curated record. NCBI's taxonomy places the organism in Eukaryota, Metazoa, Chordata, Mammalia, Pholidota, Manidae. The transcript is spliced from 11 exons. Bases 949 to 2676 code for a protein of 575 amino acids.
GAAGUUAUAAUCAUACUGUUGGGAUGCAUGAAAGAAGCUAGGUGUUUGCCGUAUCAUACUUAAGGUUUUGCAUUUGUGCACCUCAGUUUAAAAGAUAUAUGUGGACAACAUUUAAGAGUGUUCAAAGAUGAUCUCUAAAUAUGAUUCAGGAAAAGAAACCCCAGGUGGAAGGUUCAAGAAGCUGUCCCUGAUAAAGAGAAAGCAUAGAGAAUCAAUAGGCCUUUAGGAUUGUUUUGUAGAAGUUGGCUAGUUGUGUAGUUACUCCAUUUAGAACUAGACAAGAAGUGACAGGAGCAUCAAAUUUGCCUUAGCCAUAAAGAAAGUAGAUGUAUAUUGUAUAUUCAGGGAUUAGCAGCAUCAGUGUCACCUGGCAGCUUGUUAAAAUACAGAAUCUCAGGCUCUGUGGCCCAGACCUACUGAAUUUGUGUUUUAAUAAGACCCAGGUGACUAAUAUGUACAAUAAAAUUUCAAAUGAGUUAAACCAGAAACUUUAUAAUGAUUAAGAUUUUCUAAGAGCUUUUUAAAAAACGGGAUUCUUAACCUGGAUGAAAGAUAUUUUACAUUUUUAAGUAUUUAUUUACACACUUCUUGGGAAGAAUCAAGUAGUAGAAUGAGAGCAUAAAGGGAAAUUACAUCAGCUUAAGCAAGAACACAACUAAAUAUGAAGCUGAUGAGAUUUCAAGCAAGAAAGGCAAAGUAGGAACCAUUAUGAAAACUAUGGGUUAUAAAUACAGCUUUCCUUUUCUGAGCAAGGACACCAUGCCAGCUCAGGAUAAACUUUAAACUCUAUAACAAAUCCAUUACAUUUGCCUUUAGGAGACUUUGAAGAAUUACGGUGUAGCUCCAGGCCAGAGGGGGUUCCCUACUCUGGGCAAGUUCACUUCGGAUUCAGUGAGACCGAAUAACAGCAAUGGAACAUUGGUUGGUCCAGAGAAAAGGGUGCCAGCAAUGCCUGGAUCGCCUGUGGAAGUAAAAAUACAGUCAAGAUCUUCACCCCCCACCAUGCCACCCCUCCCACCAAUAAAUCCCGGAGGACCUAGGCCAGUGUCAUUUACUCCUACAGCAUUAAGCAAUGGCAUCAAUCAUUCUCCUCCUACCCUGAAUGGUGCCCCAUCACCACCACAGAGAUUCAGCAAUGGUCCUGCUUCUUCCACAUCAUCUGCACUAACAAAUCAACAAUUGCCAGCCACUUGUGGUGCUCGGCAGCUCAGCAAGUUGAAACGCUUCCUCACCACUUUGCAACAGUUUGGCAAUGACAUCUCACCUGAGAUUGGGGAGAAGGUGCGGACUCUCGUUCUAGCGCUGGUGAACUCAACAGUUACAAUUGAAGAAUUUCAUUGCAAGCUCCAAGAGGCUACUAACUUUCCUCUUCGUCCUUUUGUGAUUCCAUUCCUUAAGGCCAACCUGCCUUUGCUGCAGCGAGAACUGCUGCACUGUGCACGGGCCGCCAAGCAGACCCCAUCUCAGUACCUGGCUCAGCAUGAACACCUCCUGCUCAACACAAGUAUUGCAUCACCUGCUGACUCUUCUGAGUUGCUCAUGGAAGUGCAUGGAAAUGGAAAGAGGCCCAGCCCAGAGAGGAGGGAAGAGAGCAGUUUUGAAAGAGACACAAUUCCUCCUGAGCCUCCUGCCAAGAGAGUGUGUACCAUCAGCCCUGCUCCUCGGCACAGUCCAGCCCUUACUGUACCCCUCAUGAAUCCUGGGGGCCAAUUCCAUCCUACUCCUCCUCCUCUUCAGCACUACACAUUGGAAGAUAUUGCAACUUCCCACCUGUAUCGUGAACCCAACAAGAUGCUAGAACACCGAGAAGUUCGUGAUAGACACCAUAAUCUGAGUCUAAAUGGAGGCUAUCAAGAUGAGUUGGUGGAUCACCGUUUGACAGAAAGGGAAUGGGCUGAUGAAUGGAAACAUCUUGAUCAUGCCCUGAAUUGCAUCAUGGAAAUGGUGGAGAAAACAAGGCGCUCCAUGGCAGUUCUGCGGCGCUGUCAGGAAUCCGAUCGUGAAGAACUCAACUACUGGAAAAGACGAUAUAAUGAAAACACAGAGAUGAGGAAAACAGGGAGUGAGUUGGUCUCCAGACAGCACAGUCCUGGGAAUGCAGAUUCUCUCAGCAAUGAUUCACAGCGGGAAUUCAGCAGUAGGCCAGGAACAGGAUACGUACCUGUGGAGUUUUGGAAGAAAACUGAAGAAGCUGUGAAUAAGGUGAAAAUUCAGGCCAUGUCAGAAGUACAGAAAGCCGUUGCUGAGGCAGAGCAAAAAGCCUUUGAAGUGAUUGCAACAGAGAGAGCUCGGAUGGAGCAAACCAUAGCGGAUGUUAAACGGCAGGCUGCAGAGGAUGCCUUCCUCGUCAUAAAUGAGCAAGAAGAGUCAACAGAGAACUGCUGGAACUGUGGCCGCAAAGCCAGCGAGACUUGCAGUGGUUGCAACAUUGCCCGGUACUGCGGCUCUUUCUGCCAGCACAAGGACUGGGAGCGGCACCACCGCCUCUGUGGCCAGAACCUGCAUGGCCAGAGUCCCCACGGCCAGAGCCGGCCUUUGCUUCCUGGAGGGAGGGGCUCCUCAGCCAGGUCCACCGACUGCAGUGUGCCAAGCCCAAACCUGGACAAGACCUCGGCAACCACCUCACGCUCCUCAACACCUGCCUCCGUGACUGCCAUCGACACCAAUGGACUCUGAGCCCCAGAUUCGCUUCCCCUGAUGAGCUUAUGGAAUCACAAGCAUAGCACGAGGCUGGCUGUUUGAACCCUGACAAGUAGCUGUUGGCUCAUCAGCAAGAAGUGGAGUGGAGGCAAGAGAAGAGCAAUCAAACACUGCGUAUGUCACAGCCUCUCCAGACACUUGCCCCAGCUUCCUGUCUAUGUCCUUGGAGGAACUAGUAUGCCAUUCUCUCUGCACACAGGCAGCUGGCUGGAGCUCCUCCUCCAUGGCUUCUUGGUUUGUUCCCAUCCCAGCUGAGGCUGGCAUGGCCAGGUCCUUUUCAGUGUAGACCAUCAGCUCCCCACACUGCCUCCUACUCCACCGUCCUCCCACAGCAGAGGCCUGGAGGCUGACAGCAGGCUGUCAGGAAGGCCCCUCUCACCCCCAGCCGCUUCUGAAGCCCCAUUUCCACCCUCAGCUGAUGCCACUGAUUGGCCCCACCAGGACUUGGGCAGGCAAAAAGCAGCACUCAGGACUCCCUCCUUAACUCUGCUGUUCAGACUUGUUAAGAUUAUCAGAAAUCACAAGAAAGAAGUCACCUCUUUAGCAAAAGCACCUGUAAUAAUAAAAAAUAAAUAAAACUUCCACCAAGCAUCACAGAUCAUUUUGGACAAGAUUUUCCAACCUGGUUUGCUACUUUAGUUUGGAACCCAUUUUUUUUCUUCCUUAUUUGAUUUUGCUUGUGCAGAAAAUAGUUUCAAGCACAUGGAUUGGUCUGAGGGAGAAUGAGACUCAAUUGUGGGUAGUUUCUUCUCUCUGAGCAUGUUGGCCAAACUAGUAUCAUCAAAUUACUGAAUGGAUGGAUCAUUUCUUAGAAAUGCAGAACCUUUGAUCACCGCUUGGCUGUUGGCACAGACUUGUUCUGUGUCACUUCGUCUCAUCCCAUGCAUGUCUAAAUCAUCAUGUGGAUCACCUUCCCAUGGUCUCUUUGGCACCUCUUAAGCCAUAGCUGUCCCAUGGGAUGGGAUGUGUGGCUAGGACUUGCCUCACCAGUCAAGGCCUGGUUAUAUCUGAGCAGCCCUCCUAGACCAAAAGAAUUCUUCAAACCUCACCAUUAUACAUACUGUGUCAGUUUUAUCAGGCGUAAAAUCUCAGUUUACCUUUUCUUGUGUUACCUAUUUGAUAUUCUCCCUAUUUGAGCUCAGGAAAGUUCUGUGAAAUGCUACAACCAUUUUGAGGGAGGCUGACCAAUUUUUCUUCCAAUCUUUAGGGAGUUUUCCAGCAGCUUACCUGGCUCUCCAAACAUGACAUCACCUGUACCCCUUCUAAAAUGUUAGAAAUUGCCACACACAUUCUCUGCCAUUCGGGUUUUGUUGGGCGCCCAAGGACCCUGACUCUCCCACUCUCCACUUCAAAGCCUCCAGCAUCCUCUUGCCCCAAGUAAUCAGUCAGGGUGAUUCUGUUGGCCCUUCUCCUGCUGGCCCUUGAAAGCCCAGCUUUAAAUGGCUAGUUUCUGUGCACUGACCAGAGUGAAAUAAAAGUUCUCAGUCCCAUGUCGGAAAGGGGUCAGCAUAGGUAGCCCUUGCAUAUAGGUGUGUCCUACUUGAACUUUUAAGUCCCUAAUUUACCUUAUCCAAGGAUUUCCUAUCUUGAAAGAAACUCAGUACAAAGCAUCUUUAAAAUACCUGAAUUUCCAUUGCGUAAAGUGUGGUAUACCCAGAGAAAGAAAACCAGACUAGUGUUACUGUAUUAAGGAGCUCCUUAAAGUGUAGCAGUUGGGGUUGUCCCUGACUUUAACAGGGAUGAAGUCAGUCUCAUAGACAGGACUUGCCUACGUUUCCUUUUGAGUUAGAUGUCCCAUGAGGAUUUCGCAAACACUAUAAAUCAGUUAAUUAUAGCAGGAGGUGGUUUCCUGGUGUCUACUGGGUCAGUCCUCAGCUCGCUGUCUUUUCCUCAGCAAGUUGAAUAAAUACCCAGGCAGGUUCUUCAAAUCUUUAGUGGCCACAGGACUAGCCAGGACAGCUCACGUUUUUCCUGGUUGGAAUAAAGAGCCAAAACUGAAAAAAUACUACUCAUCAGGGCUCAAUUACUACUUCUACAGCUAAAGUUUGCAUUUAAGGUGCAGGUGCUAGCUGACUUUUGUGGGCUGUAUUUCCCAUCAUGACAGGUUAGUUUUAAGAGUUUCUGUAAUGCUCUUCUAGACUGUUUUGCUAAUGGGCUACCUAGAGGCAAAGCUGAAAACCUGGGCAGUAUGCCAUACCAGUUCAGUGCUCAAACCUCAUUGGGUUAAUUUGGUCAAUUUCACACAUGUUGCUAGGGUAUCAGAUUUAAAGAAUCCCUUUCUUUAGCUCCCUCCUUUCUGAAAUUCCCCAGCUCUCUGGUUGUGAGGAGAGGGGGCACUGUCUUGGGGUGGCUCAAGGAGGCUGAAAGGUCAGGGGUAUGUCCUGGUUUCCUGCUUGGUUCCAUUGUCUGCUGACACCACCCCAGGUACCAGGUUGAGGGUGCAAGUUCAGGCUUCCCACAUCAUCUAGUUAGAUUGAAAAUAUCUUAAUAUAGCAGCUGAGAGGACCAGCCUUUAUGGGGAACCAAAAAAGCAGGGCUUGGAGUGGUGGUAGUGGAGGAGGUGGCAGGGCCAUCACAGGCUCUUCAGGGUUACACUAGAAACCAAAACAAGUGUGACACCUGCCUGCCCAGCCCUCAGAGCACACCUGGAGGAGUCUGGGGCUCAGCAUCACCCACCGAGGGACACUGAGUGAUGGGACAUCAUUGUCCUCUGCCCAGUGAGGAAUGGCUGCAGGAACCAGAGACAUGUAAAAGUGACCAAAAUGGGAGCUGUCUGUAAGUGUUCCAAGGGUGCCUGAGGCUGGAUCUUACUGUCUUCAGUCGUCCUUUGGAUCCCCACUGCCCACCUGUACCUGCCUUCAUGCAUAGGUGAAAGCUGACUGGGGAAGAAGUUGGUUAAUUUCACCUGCUCAAGAAUAGGCAGCCCACCUGAUGAGGUGUGAGUGCUCCACUUUGGAGGGUCCCUGAAGCUCCAGGGGGGCUCUAGCACAUCUGCUCAAGCACAGUCGUGACCCUGAGGUCACAGAGUGGAUCUGGCCUUGGACAGUGUUGAGUCAUGUAUGUCUCUGAACGGCUCUAAGUCUGAAAACGACACAUUUACCCAGCACAGGCCCAUGUCCGACAUUGGCUGCAGUGUGCCCUCUGCAGUAUAGGAUGUCCUUUGCCCAUCUGGGCCCAUUGGCCUACCAGGAGCGCCUCACUUCUUGGCAUCAAUGUGAGCAUCUUCAGCUUCUAGACAGAAAAUCUACACUUUAUUUUGUAUGGCCUUGUCCCAAAGUUGACCUGUUCCCCAGUGCCCUCACCUGCUUGCCGAGGGUAUAGACCUUGUCUGGGUAGUUCAGAAGAUAGUGCAUUUGGAGGCCCAGUGCAUUUGGUGGUUGCCAAGGUCUUGUCCAGAUGAAGCACUGUGUGGUGGUAAGGGCUUCAGAAUGAAAGCAUGAAUAACGACAGGAUGCUGUUGUCCUGGGAACUGUAGAAGAGAUUAUGGAUUGAAUAAAUCAUUUAAAAUAGAAUUCAUCUUGGAGGCUUUCUUCAGAACUGGUUUCCAGGCUCCCAGGUUAGUAGACCAAACCAACUUCCUUACGUUUUUUUUUUUUUUUUACCUAUUUACAGAAAACUGGAUGGUGUUGUAUGCUUGAACCAAAUGGAGAAGCCAGAGGCCCCUGUGCUGUUCGAGCUCAGGCCAGGUGGCCCGCUGUCGAGGAGGAGUCCAGCCUGGAAUGGGGAGGGGUGGGGCACCGGGCAGGCUCUGAACGACAGUGUCUAUAGUUCUGUGAAACCAAAACAUUGACUACCUGCCUCUCUGCCCAGGUGCACUGAGAUGCUCAUUUCCAAAGAUGAAGGUGUGGGUGACCUUUUCCAUCAUGAGCCUUGCAUCCCCACUUCCCCUCCACAGCCCCAGAGACGGUGCUGCUCCUGCAGAGCUCAUCUGGUCAGGCUCAUGACUGCCCAGUGUACACUCAUUGAUGCUUAUACCAAAUAGGGCAUGUGCGGCUGGCAGGGACAGCCCUGUCCCCACAUUGGAGUUGGCAGAGAGAAGCAGCAAUAGGCAUUAGGUGAAUGGUUGGAAGUGCUGUUUGGCUAAGAGGCCUUCAGUCCACAUUCAUGGCUUUCCAGGUUCCAGAUGAGGCUACAAAAGCUCCAUCCAUAAAGCCAAUACUGUAAAUAAGUUGAAAAUUAAGUGUGAUUUUUAAAGGCGGAUGAUGAAUGUGAAACCACCCACAGGAUGCGGUAGAGUCUGGUGUUUCUGUGCUUUGUCAUUUUAUUCGGAUAGGAACUUUUGUUACUUAACUCUGUGCAUAACUUAUUUAAUGUACUGUAUAAAUGAACCAAAACUGUUAAAUAUGUAUUUAGUUUGUUCUACUUAAAAGUAGUCAAUAAAAAGGCUAUAUUC